AAACAGUGAAAAAGUAGAAGCAUGUAAUAUUUAUGGAUCCGGAGUUGUGCGGGUGCCUUGGGUAAACGAAGUCGAUUGACGCGCGCGUUAAACCAGCCGCAUGUGAUUUCCAGCUUCAGUCAUUUUGGCAGCACGAUGCGAGAGGGAGACAGACACGGAGCUGUGAAACUGGACCCUCUGCCAGAGAUGUCGACGGAGAGGAAUCCCUGAAACCGCCGCUGCCCAGGAAAUAUGCACAAAUGUUGUUUUCUGGAGGCUGUUUUUCUCUCGGUUUUUUUGCACAUCGCUACAGAGUAUAGUGGACCAGGAUGCCGUGUGGGCGAUGCUGCCACAAGGGAUACAUUGUGAUUUCUCGGAGAUGUUUUAGCAUCCGCUGCAUAAAUUAAAAUAAGAAAAGCUUGACACAUGAGGGACUGGAGCUCCAAGGGAUCUAAUAAGACAUUACCACCUGUUACUAGAAAAUCAGCUCGGACACCCAUCAGGGAUUGCCAGGAGUGAAACCUCACUACGCCAUCGCCUCAUUCUGCUCUUCAGCUCGUCCACUCCCACGGCAAGCCAGCAGCGUUGUCAGCUGAUCUCCAACCAGCCGGGUCUGACAGCCAUGAUUCGGGAAGACCCUCUGCUUCGGCUCAGAUCAGAGAUCAGCUCGACGCUUGAUGGCUAGAUCUCUCCGUACAACGCGCUGGGGGCCUUUCUGCUGAGUAUCCCUCACUGCGUAGUAGCACAUGGAUUUCAAGACUUCAAAUGAAGAGAAAAAGAAUGGGAUUUAUUUGAUGCAAGAAGGUAAUGAGGAGCCGUUUAAUAUAAGACUACACUUGGCCAAAGAUAUUCUGACCAUUCAAGAACAAGAUGUCAUCUGUGUGUCGGGAGAGCCUUUUUAUUCAAGUGAGAGGACUGUAACGAUCAGGAGGCAGACAAUUGGAGGGUUUGGCCUGAGCAUCAAGGGUGGAGCAGAGCAUAAAAUCCCUGUUGUGAUUUCAAAAAUAUCAAAAGAACAAAAAGCUGAUCUCUCUGGGCUGCUUUUCAUCGGUGACGGCAUCCUUCAGAUAAAUGGGAUAAACGUUAGAAGUUAUCGCCACGAGGAAGUGGUCCAGGUUUUGAGAAAUGCUGGGGAAGAAGUGACUCUAACCGUGUCUUUUCUUAAGAAGACUCCUGCCUUUCUCAAACUACCCCUGUGUGAGGAUUGCACAUGCAUCCCCAGCGACCAGAGUAGUGGGACUUCCUCUCCUCUGUGCGAUAGCGGCCUGCACUUAAACUACCAUCCUAACAACACGGACACGCUGUCCUGCUCGUCCUGGCCCACGUCCCCCGGACUCCGCUGGGAGAAGAGAUGGGUGGACCUGCGCCUCAUCCCCCUGCUGCACUCACACCUGUCUCAGUACAACCCGGGCUCUGACGUCUGCAGGAAAAAUGCUUUCCAGGUCGUAGCUGUGGAUGGAGUUUGCAGUGGAGUUGUUCAGUUCCAAACUGCCGAAGACUGCUUGGACUGGCUUCAGGCAAUAGCAAGCAACAUUUCCAAUCUCACCAAGCACAAUGUGAAGAAGAUUAACCGGAAUUUUCCAGUUAACCAGCAGAUUAUCUACAUGGGCUGGGUUGAGGAGAAGGAGCAGGACUCCGUUCAGGACCGAAUGUAUUCGCCCAAAUUCCUCGCUCUCAGAGGUUCCUCACUCUUCAAGUUUUCUGCCCCUCCUGUGACUACAUGGGACUGGACUAGAGCCGAGAAAAGCUUCACUGUGUAUGAGAUCAUUUCAAAGAUUUUAAAGGAUAACGAACUCCUGGACAAGAGGAAGCACUGCUUCAGCGUCCAGACGGAGACCGGAGAGGACUUGUUCUUCAGCGUGGAACUGGAGUGCGAGCUGGUGACCUGGGAAAAGGCUUUUCAGAUGGCCACUUUCCUGGAGGUGGAGAGGAUACAGUGUAAGACGUAUGCCUGUAUCAUGGAUAGCCACCUUAUGGGACUCACAGUUGACUUCGGCAUGGGCUUUGUGUGCUUUGAUGCGGCUUCAAAGGCAGUUCUGUGGAGAUACAAGUUCUCCCAACUAAAAGGAUCAUCUGACGAUGGAAAAAGCAAGAUCAAGUUUUUAUUCCAAAAUCAAGACUCCAAGUCUAUUGAAGCAAAGGAGCUGGAGUUUUCAAACCUCUUCGCCGUGCUUCAUUGUAUUCACGCUUUUUUUGCUGCCAAGGUCGCCUGCCUGGACCCGAUGUUUGUGGAGAGCCAAAGCAAUGCGACUACCACUGGGUUUCCUUCUCUGUCCAGUAUCUCCUGUAAUUCACAGACCCCUAAACUCAAAUACGCGACCUGACAGGGGCUGCUCUCCCAGGACCCUCUCUGAAAAAAGAUGCUGCACUUGAGUCGUGACUGUGGCCUAAAAUGGUUGACAGGAGAAUUAAAAAAACGUUCACAUAAAGACAUUAUGGUGGAAAACUGUAUACAGCGGUUGAAUAAAAGACCUCUUUGAGAGUGAUAUACUUGAUACAUGGAAGACGUUUCAGAUUUAUGGACUAAUUGUGGACCUACGAACUUCUACUUCACAAAAAGACUGUGUGGACGCAACAUGUGCAAUUAUAAAAUGUUUUAAAGUAUUUUUUACCUUCUCUUAAUCCUCAGACAUCCCGUAUGACAAACACAUCCCAAAGAAAAAUGUAGUUCUUUUCCCAAGCCUUUCUAUGUCAUUUUAAUCAAGAUUUGAAGAGUAAAUACAAAUCAGUUGUUAAUGAAUCAGCCAUUUUGUCCCAGACAGUCCAUCACUUGACCUUCUCUGAGGAUUGGUUUGGGCAUCGGAUAUGAUGAUGGUAUGAUAUGAUGACGCUUUCUAUAUUUCCAUUUCUUUAUGCUUACUUGAAGUUAAAACUUUACCAUUCAUUCAUAUAUUAAUUAGCAGUCAAAUUGAAUUACAUUCCAACUUAAAAGCUAAAUGACAACAUAGAACUGAUUCUGAAUCUUAGUUUUGACUAAACUUAAUUACACAGAAGUUUGCAGGCAGCUUUGGUUGGGUUAAAUGAACGCUUUUGAUGUAUUUAUGUACAAAUAUGCUGGGUAACCUCAUUUAUUUUUCAAAGUUUAUGACGCAUAGCAACAGGUUGAGGUUAGAAUAUAUCUAUUUCCUGAAUGAGUGGAUAAAGGCUGUAUGAAGGUGGAUUUUUUGUGAAAGAGUGAUGCUUUGUUAAUCACCAACCGCUGUAUUAAAUCUCACAACCUUUAAACAUGAUUAGAAAACACCUUCCAAAAAUGUUUAAAGCAUUUUCCCCCAAAACGUGAUUAUGUUAAUAAACACUGACAUUCAAAU
Molecule: messenger RNA, 3287 nt
Organism: Notothenia coriiceps (black rockcod)
Lineage: Eukaryota; Metazoa; Chordata; Actinopteri; Perciformes; Nototheniidae
Gene: sntg1
Product: syntrophin, gamma 1
Exons: 19
Coding region: 726-2303 (525 amino acids)
Cellular component (GO): intracellular anatomical structure; dystrophin-associated glycoprotein complex
Molecular function (GO): protein binding; structural molecule activity
Source: RefSeq, a predicted model, not a curated record